AUGUCGGGUUUUGACCAGGGAGCGGUUUAUUUCUCUGACUCUCUGUUUCAACAGACGAGAGAUCAGGAUAACUUGGCAAAUGUCCAGUUUGCUAAGCGAAAGUUCAAAGAUUUUAUUCGUCAGUUCAACGAUGGUGGUUUCGCUUUCAAAUAUAGGGACCAAAUUAAGAAAAACUAUAGUUUGAAGAAGUUCUACAUCAAGGUUAAGCUGAGGGAUCUCAACAACUAUGACUCUUCGCUUACGCAAGAGUUAACUCAUCGCCCUAGUGAUUACUUACCGGCCUUCGAAGAAGCUGUAACAGAGGUAGCAGCUGAACUCGUUCGUUCGAGUGAUCAAGAAGCUCAUGUUGAACCUGCACAGGUGUUGUUCGAAUGGGAUACGAAUGCUGUCAGUCUCAGGGAUGUACAUUCGGAAGAGGUUUCUAGAUUAGUCAAGAUAUCAGGUAUUGCCAUAAGCUCGUCGAGUAUUCGAGCAAAAGCCGUUCGCCUUAGCUUGCAAUGCCGAGGUUGCCGCCAAUUCUUGCCAAAUCUACCUGUCAAACCAGGAUUGGAAGGCUUCUCAUUACCUCGCAAGUGUCCAAGCACUCAAACUGGUGGACCUCAUGGUGCUAGAUGUCCGAUUGAUCCUUUCUUUGUAGUUCCUGACAAAUGCCAAUGCGUCGACUAUCAGACAGUCAAACUCCAAGAAACCCCUGAAACCGUUCCUCAUGGAGAAAUGCCCCGACAUGUUCUGCUCUACUGUGACCGGUACCUUUGUGAACAAGUGGUUCCCGGGAAUCGUGUAACCGUCGUCGGUGUGUACUGUAUUCGUGUAACUGUCUCUAACAAGCGGCCAGGUGCGAACGAGCGUUCAAAUGCCGGUGUGCGUCAACCAUAUAUACGUGUCUUGGGGCUGACUAUUGAUACAGAAGGGGUCAGGGCAGCUGCAAGUUUAACGGAAAAUCAAGAAGAGGAAUUGAUUUCAUUGGCUAACUCACCAGACAUUUAUGAAAGACUGGCUCGAAGUAUAGCCCCAUCUAUCUAUGGUAGUGGUGAUAUAAAAAAGGCUAUCGCAUGUCUUUUGUUUGGAGGGUCACGUAAGCGCCUUCCAGAUGGACUUAUGCGUCGUGGUGAUAUAAACAUGCUGAUGCUAGGUGAUCCUGGAACGGCAAAAUCUCAGCUUCUAAAGUUUGUGGAACGAUGUUCACCUGUUGGCAUAUAUACAUCCGGUAAAGGUAGUUCAGCAGCUGGUUUGACGGCUUCAGUUACUCGGGAUCCCAAUACUCGUAACUUCAUAAUGGAAGGUGGAGCUAUGGUACUUGCCGAUGGUGGUGUUGUUUGUAUCGAUGAAUUUGAUAAGAUGCGUGAAGAUGAUCGUGUUGCGAUUCAUGAAGCCAUGGAACAGCAAACUAUCUCAAUAGCUAAAGCUGGGAUUACAACAACACUAAACAGCCGUUGUUCAGUACUGGCCGCUGCAAAUAGUGUUUAUGGUCGUUGGGAUAAUACAAAAGGAGAAGAUAAUAUUGAUUUUAUGCCAACAAUCUUGUCACGUUUCGAUAUGAUUUUCGUGAUCCGUGAUGAGCAUGAUGUUCAACGUGAUACCACCCUCGCGAAACAUGUGAUGCAAGUUCAUUUACACGGAAAUGAUCCUAUUGGAACGAAUACAAUGGAUACUGGAUCAUCAGAUGAAAUUCCACUUGGUACUCUUCGACGUUUUAUUGCCUAUGCACGUGAACGUUGCGGUCCUCGUUUGUCUGAACAGGCUGCUGAAAAAUUAUCAAACCAGUAUGUUCUCAUGAGAUCUGGUUCUACACGGUACGAACAGGAGACGGGUAAACGUUGUGCUAUUCCUAUAACAGUACGGCAGCUUGAAGCAAUUAUACGGAUAUCUGAAUCUUUAGCUAAAAUGCGUUUGUCUGCAUUUGCCACUGAAACGGAUGUUGAAGAAGCAAUACGUCUGUUUCAUGUGUCAACAUUGGAAGCAGCUAUGUCUGGAAGCCUAGAAGGUGCUGAAGGUUUUACUACACAAGAAGAGCACGAUCUUAUCCUACGAGUAGAAAAACAAUUGAAAAAACGAUUUGUUAUCGGGAGUCAAGUGUCAGAAUAUGCAAUUGUGCAAGAUUUUGCCCGACAAGGUUUUCCAGAACGCGCUGUGACCAAAGUCUUGCACUAUAUGAUUCGUCGUGGUGAAGUACAAUAUAGGAUGCAACGGCGUAUCUUAUAUCGAAUUAAAUAG
Heterobilharzia americana is the source of this 2214-nucleotide messenger RNA. The record is from the annotation of a GenBank genome assembly. Lineage: Eukaryota; Metazoa; Platyhelminthes; Trematoda; Strigeidida; Schistosomatidae.